This is a messenger RNA of Hemibagrus wyckioides, 2351 nucleotides long. RefSeq names its product pyridoxal kinase-like. Gene Ontology annotation, molecular function: pyridoxal kinase activity. Bases 1 to 1053 code for a protein of 350 amino acids. The transcript has 10 exons. Gene Ontology annotation, cellular component: cytosol. The record is from RefSeq and is a predicted model, not a curated record. Gene Ontology annotation, biological process: pyridoxal 5'-phosphate salvage. NCBI's taxonomy places the organism in Eukaryota, Metazoa, Chordata, Actinopteri, Siluriformes, Bagridae.
AUGACUCAGCCAUGUGAACAGCAGUGGAUUGAGCAUGCAGCUAUGGGGCGCAUGGGUUUUCAGUGUAAUGGUGCUGGAGGUGGUGUUGCCGAUCCUGACCGACUGGGGUCUCUCGGUCAAAUAGUCCAGGAUCUAGUUACAGAGGGAGGUGUUCAGACACAGCAGGCUCAGCUUUGUUCUCAGUUUCUGUGGGUUAAUGAAGUCUAUGAAAAGCAUGCUUACAUAAUUGUCCUUUUUGUGCAGAGAAAGGUGGAUGGUUACAAGCACUGGAAAGGACAGGUGCUGACUGCUGAUGAGCUACAUGUCCUGUACGAAGGAAUUAAACUCAACAAAGUCAACCAUUAUGACUAUGUGCUUACAGGUUACUCCAGGGAUGUGUCUUUCCUGGAAAUGGUGGUGGACAUCGUUCAGGAGCUGAAGAAUGCUAACCCCAAGCUUGUGUAUGUAUGUGAUCCAGUCAUGGGAGAUAAUAGUGAGUCAAUGUACGUUCCAGAAGCCCUGCUGCCGAUCUACAGGGAAAAGGUGGUGCCCGUGUCAGACAUCAUAACGCCUAACCACUUUGAGGCAGAGCUCCUUACAGGAAGAAAAAUCAGUACAGAAAAAGAUGCAGUGGAGGCAAUGGAUCUGCUGCAUGCUAUGGGUUCUGACACUGUGGUCAUUACCAGCUCAGACCUGCUCUCUCCUCUGGGGGAUCAGUAUUUAGUGGCCCUGGGGAGCCAGAACACAGCAUUUGCUGAUGUAAAUACUGUAUAUUCACUAAGGUUUUGUUUGUAUUUCCACGUUACCAGUGGCUCUGAUGUGUUUGUGGUCACUGGGGAUCUGUUUGCUGCUUUGCUGCUGGCGUGGACACACCACCACCCUAAUGACCUCAAAACAGCCUGUAAGAAGACUGUUUCUGUGAUACAGCAUGUCAUUAAGAGGACUAUCGCCUACGCCAAGGAGGCUGCAGGUCCUAACCGGAGGCCGAGCCCUGCACAGUUGGAGUUGAGGAUAGUGCAGAGUAAAGCAGACAUUGAGGAUCCUACAAUAACCGUUAAUGCUAUUGUGCUCUAGGGUUUCACUUCCAGCCUCCUCUGGGCUGUGGCUGACUCCUGACACACAACAGAUAAUUCACAUUUCAGAAAAAAACAAACACAUUAUUGUGUAGAGUAUGAAAGACACACAUGUAAAAUCAUGGGUCAUCCAAAUACUAACUAAAGCCAUGUUGGUGUUUGUGUUUGACUUCAGUACUGUAUGAGAACGACACUGUUGUUUUUAAUGUUCUAAUAGAAUAAUGUGAGUGAAAGGAAGUGCUGAUCAGGGAUUGCUGUAACCAGUUGGUCAGUUGUAUGCUGCUACAAUGGAGGACUUUAAUUUAAAGGCCACAUUAUUAGGAUGCCACUACAAUAUAUUCAUAACAGUUUCUCAGUUACAGCAACAGACUGUUAAGACCGUUAGACACCACAUCCUUAUCAGGAACAUGGCAUGACACCAAAUCCUAACCUCUGUAUUUCACUUUUACAUUCAUCAUGAAUAGUCUAAUGUUUCACUUAUAAUGUUAGUCUAGUUUCUAGGGAAAUAUUACUUCAAGAGUUAAUUUAUCAAAAUAUUCAGUAGCAAAAGUGGCUUAUGGAAAUUAUGUUUUGGGGAAAAAAAUUAACUGAUUUUUAAUGAGGACCAGCAGUCAGAUGGCCAGUACUGUCUUACAUGUGACAUGUUAAGUGUUGCACUUCUCUUGAGAAAGACUGGUCUUAUGAAAUUUGCUUCAUGAGUUACAAAAUAGUUUUAUACACAAUCUGGUUUCUUGCCUUAUUGUGGCAAAUGUGUUAGUAUGUUCACAAGUUAGUAAUGUUCCAUAAUCAACUUUAGCAUUUAUUUUAACUUUUUAAUGCUAUUAACGAGGCUAUUCAUUUGAUGAUCACAUACAGAGAUUUGUAAUGUACUCAAUGUAAAUGUUGAUGUACAUCGGGACCUGAAAAUGCUGCAAUUUUUAAAAAAGAAGGAUUAAAUGAUCAUUGGUCUUUGUACAAGUAACUGCUGAAUUUAUAAUAUAAAUCAAUCAAUUAACUGUUAAUUGUAAUUAAUUAAGAAAAAAAUAUUAAUGAUUAUUUUUUCUUAGCAAAGACAUUAACUGUCUGCCUUUCAUUUGUGCUGAUUUGCUGAUCCACCAGAUGACUGUAAAGAAAAUAAAGAUUUCAAAUAAAGGUAAUAAGGCACACAGAAUUUGUGUUAUUCCUGUGAGCUGCCACUGUAUCACCUGAUUCACAUGAACAGUUUACUUAUAAGGGUGAAGAAACAAAGUGUUAUACAAAUGUAAAAUAGAUACACUGUAAAAUGCAGCAUUGAAAUAUGAAUAAAAUAUUUUUUGUUAG